AUGGAAAGAAGUGAUUCAGCUCUGUCAACUGUACAUUUUCCUGUGGCGAAUCAGGUUAACUUGCACUUAAAGAAACCAAAGAUACUGAAAGAGUUGAAGUUCACUCAUAACAUUAUGAAGGACCAACCUAAUGGACCCGUUCCGUCACUCCAAGACAAAGCACUUAAUCUCAAGGAAAGUUUUUCCAGUUGCCUUUCAAAUCAUCGAGUUCGGAGAUGGUGUGCAUUUGAGUGGUUCUACAGUGCCAUUGAUUAUCCUUGGUUUGCUAAAAAGAAGUUUGUGGAGUACUUGUAUCAUGUUGGAUUGGGUCAUGUUCCAAGAUUAACUCGUGUUGAAUGGAGUGUCAUAAGAAGUUCUCUUGGUAAACCACGGAGGUUUUCUGAACAAUUUUUGAAGGAAGAAAAAGAGAAGCUUAAUCAAUACCGCAAUUCUGUUAGAACACAUUAUGCUGAACUUCAUUCUGGUAUCAGGGAAGGAUUGCCAACAGAUCUGGCAAGGCCUUUGUCAGUUGGACAACGUGUUAUAGCUAUUCAUCCAAGAACAAGAGAGAUUUAUGAUGGAAGUGUACUAACUGUUGAUCGUUCCAUGUGCCGGGUUCAGUUCGACCACCUGAGCUAG
Messenger RNA from Ilex paraguariensis (yerba mate), 618 nucleotides. The record is from the annotation of a GenBank genome assembly. Lineage: Eukaryota; Viridiplantae; Streptophyta; Magnoliopsida; Aquifoliales; Aquifoliaceae.